Camellia sinensis is the source of this 1484-nucleotide messenger RNA. Its product is annotated as protein PMR5. The record is from RefSeq and is a predicted model, not a curated record. Lineage: Eukaryota; Viridiplantae; Streptophyta; Magnoliopsida; Ericales; Theaceae. Gene Ontology annotation, molecular function: O-acetyltransferase activity. Gene Ontology annotation, cellular component: Golgi apparatus.
CCAUACUUCACAUGCACACAACACAACACGACACAACAAAAGCCCCACUCCAUUACAAGCCCCUAACACACCUCUCUCUCUCUCUCUCUCUCUCUCUUCUGGCAAUGGCUCUUCCUCUUUUGCAAUCUUCUUGCUAUGCUUUUGGGUAUUGCAUUGCAAUUCUGUGUCUUGUUUUGGUGGAAAGCCAUGAAGCUUCACCAGUUUUGCUAGGUGGUUUGAAGAACCACCACCACAGUCGCGACCACCAUCACAACAGAGGACCUAUGAUCCAAGCCAAUCAAACGUCGUGUGAUGUGUUUAUGGGCACUUGGAUCCGGGAUGACACGUAUCCUCAGUAUCAAUUCUCUGCCUGUCCAAUCAUUGACCCACAAUUCAACUGCCAAAUGUAUGGUCGACCCGACUCUGAUUACCUCAAAUAUCGUUGGAAACCUGCUAAUUGUGACCUCCCCAGGUUCAACGGGCUUGAUUUUCUGUUGAAAAUGCAAGGGAAGACCGUGAUGUUCGUGGGAGACUCGUUGGGGAAGAACCAAUGGGAGUCGUUGAUUUGUAUGAUUUCAGCUGCGGCGCCACGAUCGCCCACCCAAUUGUCCAGAGGAGAUCCCCUCUCAACCUUCAAAUUCUUGGAGUACGGUGUGGCCGUGUCGUUCUACAGAGCACCGUAUCUGGUGGACAUCAAAGCAGUGGAAGGGAAGAGAGUUCUGAGAUUGGAUGAUAUAUCAGGGAAUGGGAAGGCGUGGACGGGUGUGGAUGUGCUGUCAUUUAACACCGGUCACUGGUGGAGUCACAAAGGAUCUCUCCAAGGGUGGGACUACAUGGAAUCAGGAGGGACAUUGUAUGAAGAUAUGGAUCGUUUGGUUGCUUUGGAUAAAGGGCUGAGAACUUGGGCCCAGUGGGUUGACUCCAAUGUUAGCCCAACUACUACUAGAGUCUUCUUCCAAUCCAUCUCUCCCACUCACUACAACCCAGCAGAAUGGAAUGCAGGGGCAGCAACAAAGAGCUGUUAUGGCGAAACCGUGCCAACGAGUGGCACAGCCUACCCGGGGGCGUACCCUGAUCAAAUGAAGGUAAUUGAGGCAGUAAUAAAGGACAUGAUCGGUCCAACAUACCUCCUCGACAUAACAACAUUGUCUGCAAUGAGAAAAGACGCGCACCCCUCUAUCUACAGCGGUGAUCUGAGCCCCGAGCAACGAGCUAACCCUGACCACUCCGCUGAUUGUAGCCAUUGGUGCCUUCCUGGCUUGCCUGAUACUUGGAACCAAUUGUUCUACAACGCUUUGUUCUUCUAAUUGUUUUUAAAAAUAUGUUUUUUCACUUUCUGCUUUUUUAUUUAGACUUUGAUCUAUAGUUUUACUGAUUUAUAUAGCCUAUUGAUGUACAUCUACUGGGGGUGGAAAUUGCACCUUUAGGUAUCUCUGUUGUAAAAUAGUGCACUUGGGAAUUAGGAUUUGUAUUUUUUUUGUGAGAAAUUAAGGUAAACUUAUUUC